UCCGCAACUGUGAUCCACUAGAGGAGCGGCGGUUGAACGGCGACGUACCUAUGUUGGAAUGACAGUUGGGAUAUUUGUGACCUACGUGACUUGACCUGUGUUUGUGACCUGUGACCUGUGACCGCACCGUGAGUGUAUAAUGUGCGACAACCAGUGGCAAAACAGCUGAGUGUUAAACCAUUGCAGCCACGUCAAUGUCAGUCAGUUCGUUGCGCCCAGAUACAAGGAUUCGGGGAUAACUUUAGGAUUGACAACCCACAAACGAAAGGAGAUGCGUGAUCAACGGAGGUGACAGCCUCAGCAAGAUGGAUCUUCUGCUGCUCCGGAUCAGCAACAGCCUCAGCCCGGGCCCGACAUCAUGCUGAAGCAUCUCAGAAGCAAUGGCGGCCUGGCACACAGCGGACCGCGCGGUCUGAACCAAUCCUACUCCGGACCUGGGACAAGAGUGAACCACAACCACAGCAACCACAGUCACAUCAGUCACAACCACAACCAUAUACACAGCCACAGCCUAAAUGUGUCCACACUCUCUACGUCCAAACACUCGCUGGGCGGCAGCAGCGUCGCCAACGGCCCCAAGAUCGCCAACGGAGGUCUUCACAUAUCAACAAACUACGACGCCUUCUCCAACAGCAGGUCGCCGGCCCCGGCACCGCCUCCUGCUGCCCCCGUGGCCCCGGUUGGUCGUCUCUCCCAGACGCCCGGGGUCCGAGAGAUGCUGACGUCACUGGGUCUGCUCUGCCUCGUGUCGCUCCUGCUGGCGCUGCUCUCUCUUAUCUUCCUUCUCCGCAUUUCUCCCGUCACCGCAGCUGACGUUCGCGAGCUCAUGAGGCUAGAACAGCUCACCCUUAUCUCCCCUGAGGAGUAUGUGAUAGUUUACGAAGUGACACUGACCCUGUGCGCGCUCUCUCUGUCGCUAAACCUGUGCUGUGUACUUGUCUGCGCAGUGCAGUUCAUCUUCGCUGUCAAACUUGUCAGAGACUCUCCCGACGGCGUAAGAACAAAUAAGUUCCUGAAGAAGAGUUCGAUCACAAGGGUGUGUGCUGUCGGAGGGUUCUUUGUAUCUAUACCAGUAUUUUUAACAGGUCUCAUCCUAUACACAUUCAUACAGUUCCACUCAACACCUGCUAUCGUUACUAGCAUUCUGAUUGGAGUGGGAAUUGUGUUCUGUGGAUGCGCUAUGGUGCACAAUGUAUUCGUCUGGCAAAAGGAGAAAACUAAUGCAGUUCGAGCUCUGGCCCAGCAACAGAGGAUACAACAUCAGCUCUCUCACCUAGAGAUACCCAAGCCAGGAAGUAGUGUCAGUCCAGGCAGUAUACCACACGCUACACUGGACCUCAGUAGUGCCACCACGACACCACAUGAACUGUCCACACUAGUGUAACCAAAACUGGACCUCAGUAGUGCCACCACGACACCACACGGACUGUCUACGGAGCUCAGUAGUGCCACCACGACACCACACGGACUGUCUACAGAGCUCAGUAGUGCCACCACGACACCACAUGAACUGUCCACACUAGUGUAACCAAAACUGGACCUCAGUAGUGCCACCACGACACCUCACAAACUGUCCACAAUAGUGUAGCCAACACUGGAGCUCAGUAGUUCCACCAAGACACAACACUGUCCAUACUAUUGUAGCCAGUACAAGACCUUAUUAGUAGCAUGGUGGAAGUAAAUAUUUACUUCCACCAUGAUUAGUAGUACCACCACGACACCUGACAAACUGUCCACAAUAAUGUAGCCAACAUUGGACCUCAGUAACGCUACCACGACACAACACGAACCGUCCACAAUAGUGAAGGCAACAUGACGGAACUAAAUUUCUCUUGGUAGAUAGGUUGUGUCAACACUUUCAGUUAUGCCAGUAUAAAGUACUUGCCUAAAUAUGCCUCAUACGAUUAGGAUCUCAAUUACUUGCCCACUUCUUAUUAAUAACGUUGUUAGUUUAAUUAAAUCCUACGUCAUACUGUUAUAAUUUUUUCACCACACUAUGAUGCUUUUAGCUGUUUUACAUACAUUAAUUGGUGGCUGAAAGUGACGUUUUACUGGCCAUGCCGGCUGUCAUCGUCAUUUCGGGACCGAGCAGGUUUUUACAUCCCUAGGGCCGCAAAACAGCUGCCCGCUUACUUUCUUAAAACCUGAAUGCAUAUUAAUUACACAAUCAGUAUCCAUAGCAUUACUAAAUAAUUGUUUUAUUGUCGCCACUGCCUAGCAACUAUUAAUUAUUAUUUUUGCUGAUUCCUCAAAUUAUUUCUUCACAUAACCCUUAAGUUGUAGUUGUGUUGACUAUCAGUGUGCAUUAUUUGGGGUGAAUACGCUAGGGACGAGCACAGGAUUGUUUUUCACAUUAUUUCAGGCUAGACCUAGGGGUUGCGGCAUUAUCACUUAGAUCAAAUCCAUUGGUGACUUGGCGGGAUUUGAACCCGGGACCUCAGGGACUUAAGUCCCGCGCUCUAACAACUACACCAGCUCGCUCCCCCAGCUAAUAGAGUAUAGUGUUGUGAAAAAUAGCGUUUGUACCACCGACCGAAAAGGUUUUGCAGCUAGAAACUAUACCAAGCCGGCAAAACCUUAUUUUUGGCCUUGGGUACAAAAUAUACUACCGUAUUCUAACACAUUCCAUAAACCCAUCGCAUUACCUAUAAGUAUGGAUUAUUAAUGGAUGGUAAAAUUAUUAUACUUUGAUCUUUUUUAUUUUGGAAGACACAGGUUUUAAAACAUUAUCAUCCACUGAUGGUUUUUUAUGUGAUAAUUUCACAGUAAGGGAAAUUGAAACACUUCUUUUUUAUUUAACCUGCCGCUUUAGCAAUGGAAGAUAGAUUGAACAAUAAUUUGUAUCGAAUUGUGAAAAUGAGGGCUAGCCUACUCGAGGUUUUUUAGAUUAUUUUGUUCAUUUGUUUGUAGAAGUCUAAUUGAUUAAACUAAGUAAAUUCUCAUAAAAACAUAUAUUAUGAUCAUAGCUUUCACUAACUAUUGCAAAUAAUUAGAGAGAAAAGGUUUAAUCGAUCAAUAUACGUUUUAAGAGUGUUAUUAGAACCAAAUUACUUAAUGAGAUGGUUACAGGAAAAAAAAAAUGUUCUAGUCCAAAUUGCAUUCGGUCAUUAUUCUAACACAAUUAGAGAUUGGAAAGAAGUUGUUUUAUAAAGUGAGAAUAGCUCAAACAAAAAAUCUUGAGUAGGUUAGUUCUGUUUAUCUUGAUUGUGCAUUGGUCCUAGAAACACCCCUUUUUCUAUUAGGGAUUGGACUUGUUGAGUCCAAAAUGCAUGUGGCAUUGAAUGUGUUCAGUAGAAUUUGAUGAAAGUACAAAACCUAAACCUUACCACAAGGGGCUUAAGUUUGUCCACUAUAAGGUUUGACUGAGUUUAAAUGAUGUGAAUGUGAAAUAAGUAAGAUAAGAUAUGAAAAAUUUAAAGAGCAAAGUUUAUGGUGAAGCAUUAUUUAUUUAUUGUACAAAGUGAAAUAUUUCUGUAUAAAUUUUCUAGUUUUGUAAUCUAUGUCAAUUAUUAUAGUCCUAUAUGAAUUUUAAAUUGUGCCUUAUGUAAAUAAAAUGUUAUUUAUCAGCUUUGUUACAUGUAUUUGCCGUUAUAAAUUUAAUAUAUUAGAUUUUUUACACCCUAGAUUCCCUACGGUUUAAUGUGUCCUUAUCCAAAAUAUCUGAUAAACUGUUCUGUUGGCUUACCUUUAACAGGUAACACACAUUAUUAAAUAUGUUUCAAUAAUCAACUUGAUUAUUAGUCUGUUAGAUGAAACCAAAUUAUAUAUGUGAAAUGUUGAUUCAUUUUCUUAAUUAGAACUGUAAAUAGUUAAGUAAAUUUAAACACAUAAGUUAUAUUAUCAAUGUAUAGAUAAAUUUAUUUUAUAUUUUUAAUACACAAAUUGGAAGGUUUAUCUGCAAAUAUUAUCAGUAUUUAUAUAUUAGUUUUGUAAAAACAUAUUACUUCCUUUUUUAUCAAAGAAAAUUGUAUAGACACCUGAUGCUGCAUUACUGCAAUUUAUUUUAUUAAGCAUUGCACUCUUCCAAUAAAUUAAGUUUGUUUUACUAUAGACAAUGCAAGAUUUUACCUUUAAAAAGGGUUAUGUUCAUUUUAAUACUUGAAUUUAAAUUACCGGUAUAAAAACUGGAAAUAGUACUUUUAAAUUGUAUCAACUUGUUUAGUAAUUCUUGUGUACCAAAAUAUUUGUGUGUAAACCUGAACUAAAAAGUUAUAUAUUGAUAUAAAGUUAUUUAUAUUAGUAGUGUAAUUGAUUUGUACAAAACACCAAGAAACUGUCUUCUUACCUUAAAACAAUGUUUUGGUGAAAGUAUUUAUUUAUUUUCUCCAAUAAAAUGUUAUUUUAUUAUAUA
Molecule: messenger RNA, 4351 nt
Organism: Macrosteles quadrilineatus (aster leafhopper)
Lineage: Eukaryota; Metazoa; Arthropoda; Insecta; Hemiptera; Cicadellidae
Exons: 7
Coding region: 359-1384 (341 amino acids)
Source: RefSeq, a predicted model, not a curated record